CUGUAACGUUAUCCUAUCAAAUUUAUAUGUUUGAUUUUGCCGUGCCGACGAACAUAGUUAUACUUAAACAAGAAGCCAACGGUGAAAGUCGUCUCAUUGUGGUCAUCUUCCUUCCGACCACCCCACCGACGUAAACCCUAAGCACUUGGUUCAUGAGACACGUAUAGGAAGAGUUGCAGGGAGAAACAAAGCAGAAUCAUAUCAAAUGCCAAAAUCAAACAGUCCCCCCGAGAGUACUCCUCGCCGAAGCUAUCACUUCUUCAAAAUCUAUUUACCAAAUCUCUCCUCAACGCACAUGAGGAUCCCGCCGGCGUUUCACCGGCACGUCGAGGGCCGAGCCCCUGCAAGAUUUUACCUAAAGGGGCCGAGCGAGUUCAUUUGGGGUGUGGAUUUAGUGAAGAAACCAGAUGGAUUGUUCUUUUCAGAUGGGUGGGAAACGUUCGCAUUAGAUCAUGCUCUCGCCGCCGGGGAUUUUCUUCUCUUCGAGUACAAUGGCAAUUCAACAUUCUCUGUAAUGAUUUUUGAUAACACUGCAUGUGAGAAGGAGGUAGCUUUCUUUGCCCGGCCUACAUGCGAUGAGAAGGUUAGCUUUUCUUUUGAUGAGAGAGUGAAGGAAGAGAAAAAAGAUAAUUCUUAUGUUGGAACAAAUCAGCCUGUGAAGAAGAGGACAAGAACUCUACCGGGCACAAACAAUGAAUGCAGUGAGGUUUUCAUGGCAAGAAUGUGGUCCAUGCAAAGGCAGGCUGCCCAAGCUUUGAUUUCCGGAAGACUAGACCAUUCUAGGGACUCCUCCAAUCUAUUUAACAACGCAAUUGAAUGCCCAAGUGACGCUAACCUUGUGCUCUCAGAUAAUCGAGCAAAUGAUGCUUCUCGGAAAAAGCGGUACCGAGGCUUUGUAUCCCAAAGACGACCUGUAACACAAAAGGAAAGAGAUGAUGCUCUUGCAAAGGCACAAUCCUUUAAGUCAGAGAACCCUUGUUUCAUGAUGGUUAUGAAAGGAUCAUAUGUCUACAAUGGUUUUUACUUGGCUCUUCCAGGUCCAUUCCCUUUCAAGCAUCUUCCUGAUUAUAAUGGAGAGUUAUUCCUUCAUGACCCAAACAAGCAGCAAUGGGCAGUUAGAUAUAUAUUCUCAAAACGCCCAGCUCUAAGUGGUGGUUGGGGCAAAUUUGCUGUAGGCAAUAAUCUAGAAAGCGAUGAUGUCUGUGUUUUUGAGCUCAUAAAGAAGAAACAUAUGAAGGUGCAUAUCUUCAGGGUCUUGGAGGAUAUCAAGCCGCUGUUGCGCCCUGGCAGGGUGAAGGAUUUGGUCGCUAAUGCUGAGGCUAAUGAAAAUUUUAAGGCCUUGAUUGACUAUCAGUGAUCAUGCAGGAAAGUAAUAUUCGAGUUGAGGGUCUUAAUUACUACUCUCGCUUAUUUAUUUAUUUGUUUUUAUGGUUUUUUUCCCUUGUGAUUUGAGUGUUUUUUUAUUAAAGCAGAACUGCUUCUGCACCUGCCAUAAAAUGUUGUCCACUAGAUCUGUAUUCAAAAUUAUCAAUAAUUUCAUUGCUAAUUGCUAUACUCUCUUUUUCA
Dendrobium catenatum is the source of this 1566-nucleotide messenger RNA. Its product is annotated as B3 domain-containing protein Os01g0723500. The record is from RefSeq and is a predicted model, not a curated record. NCBI's taxonomy places the organism in Eukaryota, Viridiplantae, Streptophyta, Magnoliopsida, Asparagales, Orchidaceae. Gene Ontology annotation, molecular function: DNA binding. Bases 206 to 1357 code for a protein of 383 amino acids. The transcript is spliced from 5 exons.